AUGUUUGGCCGCCUGCUGCUUGGGGCCCUGGUGCUGGGGCUCAUCCCUGCUGGCAGCACCCGUACCCCCAGCAUCUACGACGAGCCCUUGGAGGAUGGGAGUGCCGGCGGGACGACUGGCCACCCAGAUGCGACAGGGGGGGCCCGGCCCGACCCUCGAGGCUUUCCGGGCCAAGUCUCCGCCAAUGACACCACCACUCUGCUCCUGCCCAACAGCUCACAGGCACUGUUGCUGGGCUGGGUGCCCACGUGCCUUGUGCCCGCCAUCUACACGGUGGCUUUAGUGCUGGGCCUGCCGGCCAACGGGUUGGCGCUUUGGGUGCUGGCCACUCGGGUGCCCCGCCUGCCCUCCACACUGCUGCUCAUGAACCUGGCGGCCGCUGACCUGAUGCUGGGCCUGGCGCUGCCGCCGCGCAUCGCCUACCAUCUACGCGGCCAGCGCUGGCCCUUCGGCGAGACCGCCUGCCGCCUGGCCACCAGCGCGCUCUACGGCCACAUGUACUGCUCGCUGCUGCUGCUGGCCGCCGUCGCGCUGGACCGCUACCUGGCCGUGGUGCACCCGCUGCGCGCGCCGCCGCUGCUGGCGGUGACGCUGUGCUACGGCGCCAUGCUGCGCGCGCUGGCCGCCAGCGGCCGGCAACACAGCCUCGCGCUGCGCCUGGCCGCCCUAGUGCUGGCCUCGGCGCUGGCCUUCUUCGUGCCCAGCAACGUGCUGCUGCUGCUGCACUACUCCGACCCCCGGCCGGGCGCGCGCGGCGACCUCUACGCCGCCUACCUGCCCAGCCUGGCGCUCAGCACCCUCAACAGCUGCGUGGACCCCUUCAUCUACUACUACGUGUCCGCCGACUUUCGGGAGAAGGUGCGCCGCGCGCUCGGCCGCCCCGCGCAGGGACUCGCGGGCCACACCUCCAAGGCCUCGGGGGAGGGGGCCGGCGCGGGGUCCCACACCCGCUCCACCUCGCAGGUGUGA
Molecule: messenger RNA, 969 nt
Organism: Echinops telfairi (small Madagascar hedgehog)
Lineage: Eukaryota; Metazoa; Chordata; Mammalia; Afrosoricida; Tenrecidae
Gene: F2RL3
Product: F2R like thrombin or trypsin receptor 3
Exons: 4
Coding region: 1-969 (322 amino acids)
Biological process (GO): blood coagulation; phospholipase C-activating G protein-coupled receptor signaling pathway; positive regulation of Rho protein signal transduction
Cellular component (GO): membrane
Molecular function (GO): thrombin-activated receptor activity
Source: RefSeq, a predicted model, not a curated record